AUUCAGAAAGUUAGAGUUUGGGACUCGGCUCGGCACUCUCUACACUCUACAGCACUCUACAGUCUUUGCGUUGCUUUACGUUGCUUUACGUCUUUACUGCUCUUUACACUGUUUGGAUUUUAGCAUCCCUUACGUUUUCUCAUAAAAAUCCGUUUAUAUUCUUUCAAUCAUUAUGGCAGAGGAAUAUCUUUAUGGAAUAACUCUUCAAGGAGCCAAUGCCAGCGAAGUUUGGGAUCCUGAGCAUAAAAAUGAUGAUGCGGAUGGUGGUAAUCAGCACUUUGGAGUUGACCAAAAACUCAUUAUCAAAAUGGCUUUGUUGGGACCAGAAGCUAAGGUUGGUGAACUAAAUGUUCUUCAAGUUGAAGCUAUGGGAUUGAAGGGAUUAAUAAAAACGCCGAUUGCUUUACUGGAAAGAGGAAAAACCGAACAAAUUAUUUUGGACCUCAGUUUUCCCGAUCCACCAGUGACAUUUUCUUUAGUCAAAGGUAGUGGACCUAUUCACAUAGUAGGACACAAUUUAUUGGGAACACAUAUGGAAGAAUUUGACGACUUGGAGGAAGAGAUGGACGAGGAAAAUAUGGAAGACGAUGAUGAGGAAAAGGCAUCACAAAAGAAACGAAAGCAAACCGCGGAUGGUAAAAAAAAUGGCACCAAACGCGCCAAGAUGGAUGAAGCAAUAGACAAGUAAAACGUAUAGUCAAGACACCGAAGUUGACGAGGACGAGGAUGAAGAGCCUAAAAAGAAGAAUGCCAAAAUGACAGCUGCGACUAAAACAAAAAAUCAAGCCAACAAAAACAAGAAAAAAUAAAUAUUAAUUAAAUUUCAACAUCAUUUAUUCAUCUUUGUCUCCCGUAAGAAAAUAUAAUAAAAAUACACAAAACAUACAUACAUACAUACAUUUUCAUUUUCUUAUACAUAUACAAAUACGCAUUGACAUGAAUCAACAUAUAUUCUUUUAGACUAGGCAUAUUGUAAUUUAAAUCCAUUUAAUAAUUAUACAUAUUGUCAUCUGCAUUUGCAUUUGCAUUUGCGCGCGCACCAACUGUUUUAUUUUUUAUAAAUAUUAUUAUCAUUGUCAUUAUCAUUAUCAUUAUCAUCAACAUCAACAUCAACAAUGAUUAUACGCAUCCACGUAUUUCACUACUAAAUAAAUAGUCGCCAACUUUUAAAUGUAAUUUAUGAUAACAAUAAACAAGUUCAUCAGUCA
Molecule: messenger RNA, 1208 nt
Organism: Microplitis mediator
Lineage: Eukaryota; Metazoa; Arthropoda; Insecta; Hymenoptera; Braconidae
Product: nucleoplasmin-like protein
Exons: 6
Coding region: 173-688 (171 amino acids)
Biological process (GO): chromatin remodeling
Cellular component (GO): cytoplasm; nucleoplasm; nucleolus
Molecular function (GO): RNA binding; histone binding; chromatin binding
Source: RefSeq, a predicted model, not a curated record